AUGGAGUUGCGAGGAAUGCUUAAAAAUAUCUCCCGAAGGUCCUCAUUUAUCACACCUGAUAAGGAUAUUGAAGAUGAUGAAAGUGAGAAUGAAAUUACUGGGAAUCAUCAACUAAUUGAUGCCAAGAAGCUGGCCCGGGAUAUAUGCCGAGAAGUACAGAAAACCUUUCGCGAAGAAUUUUGUAACCUGGAGAGCACCCUCGAGUUCCUGAGCGAACAGCUAACGACAAUGGAACAGGCAAUAAACAAACAGGACAGCAAAAUCAAAGACCUCGAACAUAAAAACCAGGAACUUUCUAACAAAAAUAAGAAUUUAGAACUAAAAAUUGAUGCUCUGGAACAAGUAUUUAAGAAUUUUGAACAAAAAUCACUCACAAAUAUGCUCGAAAUUUCUGGAUUGCCCGAAAUAUCCCAAAAGGAUGUUAAAAAAAAUGUUGAAACAGUAGCAGUUUCCAUAAAUGUUAACGAAAAAGAUGUCCAGUCUUCACAACGCCUACCAGGAACUAAAAACAAGCCAGGAUCCAUUCUCGUCGAACUCAAAUCUAAAAUUUCCCAGGAGCAAUGGAUAGAAUCCAGUAAGAAAAAAACCAUAACUCUAGGACAAGUGCUACAAGACAUCCCCAAGGAAGAAGCAGAGAACCGCAUUUUUAUAAGGGAAGCUUUAAUUAAAUACCAAAAAACCUUACUGUAUGAAGCUAAAUCUCGGUUACUUAAUAAAGUUUGUCAAUAUGUGUGGUGUAAAAACGGAAAAAUAUGUGCCAGAAAAACAGGUACUAGCAAAAUAAUUUACAUUCGCAAUAAUCAGGAUAUCUGUUCAAUUGAAAAAGAAUAUUCGACUCAAAUUAAUAGAUCAAUCGCAAACUUGUUAAAAUCUUCAAAAAAGAGCACGAGAUGUCCAGAUAACAUCAAAAUUUCCGACAUAAGGAUUGCGGGUCAAGAUGUAGCAUCUAGUAUUGCAGACCUAAUAAAUUGUAGCGUUAAAACCGGCCUAUACCCUGAUGAUCUGCAAGUAGGCAGCGUGAGACCCAUUCAUAAGAAGGGUAAACGUAACGCGUACACCAACUAUCGCCCCAUCACACUGUUAUCUACUAUUGAUAAAAUUGUAGAGAAACACAUACUCAUAUUCUUGUCCUGGAAACAACCUACACGGGAAAGUGAUGACUAA
Molecule: messenger RNA, 1164 nt
Organism: Aricia agestis (brown argus)
Lineage: Eukaryota; Metazoa; Arthropoda; Insecta; Lepidoptera; Lycaenidae
Exons: 3
Coding region: 1-1164 (387 amino acids)
Source: RefSeq, a predicted model, not a curated record